Messenger RNA from Misgurnus anguillicaudatus (oriental weatherfish), 907 nucleotides. NCBI's taxonomy places the organism in Eukaryota, Metazoa, Chordata, Actinopteri, Cypriniformes, Cobitidae. The record is from RefSeq and is a predicted model, not a curated record.
GUGUUUGGUGUUGAUGAAGUGAAGUCAGUGUCAGUGAUGGAGGGAGAUUCUGUUACUCUACACACUGAUAAUCCUCAAAUACAGAGAAAUGAUCAGAUAUUGUGGAUGUUUGGACCUAAAGAGACUCGCAUCGCUGAAAUAUAUAAGCAAGGCAUUGAUAUGUUUGAUAGUAACAAGACAUUUGGACACAUGAGACUAUUACUGAACAGUCAAACUGGAUCUCUCACCAUCAGAAAUAUCAGAACUGAACACACUGGACUUUAUAAACUACAGAUUCGAAGUGACCGAGGAAAUUCAGACAAGAGAUUCAGUGUCAAUGUUUAUGCUCCUUUGCCCGUUCCUGUCAUCAUCAGAGACUCAUCACAAUGUUCUUCAUCAUCAUCAUCAUCAAGUUUAAAUUGUUCCUUGCUAUGUUCAGUGUCAAAUGUAACAGACGUGAGUCUGUCCUGGUACAAAGGAAACAGUUUAUUGUCCAGCAUCAGUGUGUCUGAUCUCAACAUCAGACUCUCUCUACCUCUGGAGGUGGAAUAUCAGGACAACAACACAUACAGAUGUGUACUCAACAAUACCAUCACAAACCAAACUCAACAUCUCAACAUCACUGAACUCUGUCAGAUGUGUUCAGACUCUGUGGCGUUUUACAGUCAUCUGAAGAGAGUGAUUCCCUCAUUGGUUUAUGCUCUGGUGGGCGUGGCUGCUGUCGCUCUAUUGGUUUAUUAUGUCAGAUCCAAACAGAAGGCGAAAUUACAAACACAAAUAUAUAUGAACUUGAAGUUGAAAAAUGUAAAAAAAUGAUAUAGGCCUGCUUUCCAGUACAGAAGCUGAAGAAGGCUUUGAGCAAACACUCCCUUUCCUGAAGUUCUUGGUUUAACAUAAACUUGAAUUCUGUAUUCUGUCUAUAUUUAGU